Messenger RNA from Rhinocladiella mackenziei CBS 650.93, 240 nucleotides. RefSeq lists its product as uncharacterized. The record is from RefSeq and is a predicted model, not a curated record. The transcript has 4 exons. The coding region runs from base 1 to 240 and encodes 79 amino acids. Lineage: Eukaryota; Fungi; Ascomycota; Eurotiomycetes; Chaetothyriales; Herpotrichiellaceae.
AUGUCGGCUUCGCUUGCUUCUGAAUGUAAUGAAGUCAAAGAGAAAUAUGAUACAUGCUUUCUCAAAUGGUAUUCUGAGAAAUACAUUCGGGGCAAUUCGUCCACUGACGAAUGCGAACCGUUGUUUAAACAAUAUAAGACUUGCUUAACGAAGGCCCUCAAGGAGAAAGGCAUUGACAAGAUGCUGUCAGACGUCCGAGAGGGCACCGUCGAGACUGAUGCAGAGUAUCUGCGACGAUGA